Molecule: messenger RNA, 423 nt
Organism: Suillus bovinus
Lineage: Eukaryota; Fungi; Basidiomycota; Agaricomycetes; Boletales; Suillaceae
Exons: 1
Coding region: 1-423 (140 amino acids)
Source: RefSeq, a predicted model, not a curated record
AUGUACAAGACUUGGUUGUUCAACAACAAGAAAAAGAAGGAAAGGAAGGAUAUGAUAAAGUAUGGGAGGAAAUGGACGCCUAGGAUGGUGAUCUACCAGGAGAAUCGGGAAGAGGUGCUGAAGAGGAUCGAGGAUGAGUCCGGGGCAAAGCCAGGAGAUCCUGGUAUGUUCACGCAUUAUCAGGCGGCUGUGAAGAGAGUCAUGGCUGAAUUGUCCGACAACGAGUUGGAGAAGGCGAAAGAAACCACCAAAGAAUGGUCCAACAACUGUCCUCCUCCCAAGAUACAAGCACAGGUUGCCCGUAAGAAGGGACCUACAUAUAUGGAGCACUUUUUGAAGGAGAUGUGGAGGCAAUGUGGGAUGAGAGUGUUUGUGUUGUCAGCUUGGAAGAAUGAACAGGGCGAGGUGCUGUUCGGGAUGUGA